This is a messenger RNA of Jaculus jaculus (lesser Egyptian jerboa), 2138 nucleotides long. It is a transcript of the gene Hsf2bp, whose product is annotated as heat shock transcription factor 2 binding protein. Gene Ontology annotation, cellular component: cytosol. The transcript is spliced from 9 exons. NCBI's taxonomy places the organism in Eukaryota, Metazoa, Chordata, Mammalia, Rodentia, Dipodidae. The coding region runs from base 351 to 1355 and encodes 334 amino acids. The record is from RefSeq and is a predicted model, not a curated record.
AACCUGCAGAGCGCGUGGCGUCGUCCACGCUGUGUUUCACGCUAGCUUCAAGUUCAGUGGCCCGGCGAGGUUAGCCCCGGGUAGAUCUUGGUCGGGGAAGACGCGGACGGCUGCGUCUUGAAGGAGUUUAGAAUGUAACAAGGAAAGCAGAGGUGCUGAAAGAGGGCCACGUCGAUUCCAGCCCCCUUGGGCCCGCAGCAACCGGGAGCUGCGCAACCCCUACGAUGUUUGGACCUCGUGGCUCUCCGUCUGCGCCGGGGCGCCUUCACUUUCCCGCUCUUUCCUGCUGGUUUGGGAGGAGCCAAGAGUGCCGCGCAGGCGCACAGAGCCUAAGUCCCUAAGUCGCAGCUAUGGACGAGGAAGGCGGCGCCGAGGAGGCCUGCAGGUACAUGGAAACUAAAGAUGAAUUUGUUAAAGUCAGAAAGAAGUACCUUGAACGGCUGACAACUGAAGUGAUGCAAAUACGGGACUUCUUGCCCAGAAUACUAAAUGGAGACACGCUGGAAAGCUUCCAGAAAUUAACAAACGUAGAAAAGAGCCUGGAAAGGAAGGAGCAAGAAGUAGAACAGCUGAAAUUGGACUGUGAGCACUUCAAAGCCCGCCUGGAAACUCUGCAGGCUGACAGCGGGAGGGAGAAGAAGGAGAAGUUGGCUCUUCGGCAGCAACUGAAUGAGGCGAAGCAACAGCUCCUGCAGCAGGCAGAGUAUUGUACAGAGAUGGGAGCGGCCACUUGCACCCUGCUGUGGGGUGUCUCCAGUAGCGAGGAAGUCGUCAAAGCCAUUCUAGGAGGAGACAAAGCACUGAAGUUUUUCAACAUCACUGGACAGACAAUGGAGAGUUUUGUGAAGUCACUGGAUGAGGAUGUCAAAGAGGUUGACUCCAGUGAAAGCCAGUUUGUGUUUGCACUGGCUGGAAUUGUAACAAAUGUUGCUGCCAUUGCCUGUGGCCGUGAGUUUCUAGUCAGUUCCAGUCGGGUACUCUUGGACACCAUGUUGCAGCUGCUGGGGGACUUGAAGCCUGGACAGUGCACCAAACUCAAAGUGCUAAUGCUGAUGUCCCUGUACAACGUGAGCAUCAAUUUGAAAGGCUUGAAAUACAUCAGCGAGAGUCCAGGAUUUGUCCCGUUGCUGUGGUGGCUUUUGAGUGAUCCAGAUGCAGAGGUGUGUCUUCACGCAUUGCGGCUCGUACAGUCUGUUGUUCUAGAACCAGAAGUCUUCUCCAAAUUGGCCUCUGAGUUCCGGAGCUCCCUGCCCACGCAGCGCAUCUUGGCCAUGUCCAAAAGCCGCAACUCGCAGCUGCAGACUGCCGCCCGGGAGCUCCUGGAAGACCUCCGUGCCCUGCAGUGCGGCGUGUAGGGCUGCUCAGCUGCCAGGGGCCAGAAAAGACUUCCUCUGGAGAGUGGCCUCAUGUGAGCUGGCUGAGAGGCUUUCUCGGAGGAGCUGCUUGCUGCCUUGGACGCUGCCCCAGCCUGUAGGUCCAUCCUGAGGAUGGGAGAGAAAAUUGCCAUCUACCUCAUGUCAGGGUUUCCCUGACACAUUUCUGUUAAAACCAAAUUCUCGGGCUGGACAGAUGGCUUAGCAGUUAAGGCGCUUGUCUGUAAAGCCUAAGGACCCAGGUUUGAUUCUCCAGGUCCCACGUAAAUCAGAUGCACAUGGUGGCACAUGCAUCUGGACUCUGUUUGCAGUGGUUAGAGUCCCUAGUGUGCCCAUUCUCUCUCUUUUAUCCCUCUUUCUGUCUCUAAUAAAUACAUAAUAAAUAUUAAACACACACACAAACAACAAAUUCUCUGUGUAGUAAUUAUAAUUAACCUCCCACAUACAGGCUGACUUUUAUAACCUUUUUGUUUGUUUGUUUCUGAGGUUAAGUCUCACUCUCUAGCCCAGGCUGACCUGGAACUCACUCUGUAGUCCCAGGCUGGCCUCAAACUCACAGUGAUCUCCUUCCUCUGCCUCCCUAGCAUUGGGAUUAUAGGUGUGUACCACCACGCCCAGCCAACUUUUUAUGACCUUUUGAGCCUGUUAUUUCAGGUGGCAUUGUACAUUUAAUUAUAUUUUGUACUUUUAUUUAUAAAUAAAGUCAGAAGUGUCAGUAUAUUUUGCUACAUUCUGAAAUAUAAACUUGAGCUUUGAAAGUUGGUA